Haemonchus placei is the source of this 201-nucleotide messenger RNA. NCBI's taxonomy places the organism in Eukaryota, Metazoa, Nematoda, Chromadorea, Rhabditida, Trichostrongylidae. The record is from the annotation of a GenBank genome assembly.
AUGGCAUUCGGUAGUAUCGACGUGCCAUCGGUAGUGGACCAACGUGAUUUGGAGCUGUUCUGCUUGCUGGAUCGUCAGCAUAGUCAGUGUGUAGACGAAUGUGGCUAUACGGUACAGUUCAAUUUAAGGGAAUUUGUUUGCAAGAAACGUUUCAAGGAGGUAAGUAAGGGACUUGUCAUUAUUACUGAACAAUGCUACUAA